AUGAAUUCCGUAAGGCAUCUGAAAGUUGUUGCGCUCAUUUUGGCACAAAUUUUGGUUGCCACAGAAUGUGGUGUGUACGACGAUACGGAUAAGUGGAUUAUCUCUGGAAAGGCAUUGGAAUUUCCCAACGAUGCUGUGCUGGGUGGCUUUGAUGCUGACGGCUUUGACAACUAUGUGGGGCGCGUUUACUACAGUAGCAGUAGCGCGGUUUUGCCAGCUCGAGUUGUGCCCGAGAAAGGAUACGCCAAUUACAACACUGAGUCCGUCGCUAACAAGAUUGCAUCCUAUGAAGUUUUGGUGGCCAACCAAACUGUCAGUUAUCACUGGGUGCGCAGCUACGAUGGCUACAGGGAGAGGAACGCUGUUUGCGUGGGCACCAAUGGCUACAACGAUCGUGUCUACGUUUGCCGAGCUCUAACCGAUAAUGGCCUCUUCAUUGGCACACUGUUCUUGGCGGACAGACGCUGCUAUAUUCGUCUUGAGAACAUGCCUCUGAGAACGUUUGACAAAUACGAGAUGCUAGUCAGAAAGAUAAAGUUGGCUUAACGGCAACCUUAUGUGAUUGAAUGUA
Messenger RNA from Drosophila busckii, 571 nucleotides. RefSeq lists its product as uncharacterized. Lineage: Eukaryota; Metazoa; Arthropoda; Insecta; Diptera; Drosophilidae. The record is from RefSeq and is a predicted model, not a curated record.